Cylindrotheca closterium is the source of this 1011-nucleotide messenger RNA. NCBI's taxonomy places the organism in Eukaryota, Bacillariophyta, Bacillariophyceae, Bacillariales, Bacillariaceae. The record is from the annotation of a GenBank genome assembly.
AUGAUGUGCAGGCUAUCGUUGUAUUUUAUCCUGCUCAUAAUUAUCCAAGUCGCAGUCAGUGAACUCGAUCAACUGGCCAAAGUCUACGACAAUGUGGUGGACCGGGAAACGGCAGAAUGGUUGCACCAAGAGUGUCUUCAAGUGGAACGUGACCACAAAGACAUUGGUUUUCGAUUCCCUCUCGACAAUCCUUCUAAAUACCAUCCCGUGGAACAAUUCUUGAACCAGUUGCUUUUGGAAUUGUACCCCAAGACGAAUAGUGGUGAUCAUCCAUUGUAUUUUGUGGAAUACUGGUCUCGCAGCAAAUGGAUGCUCAUUAUGAGCCAUGCAGACAUGGACGAAGAACAUCACGAGAAACUCAUGUUCAGUGGUGCCACUGGUUUUGGAAAAAAUUCCCUAAGACAUCCCGAAAUUGGACACGUCUUGUAUCUCAAGGUCGGCCGUAAUGUGCGUGGACCUACCGUCGUGUGGAAUGUGACCCGAGGUGGUGAUUUUGCGGAUGGUCAAGAGAAUGAAAUGGUCAUUGUACCGGCCGUAGAGGGCCGUUUGACGCGGUUUCAAGGAGACAAACUUCAUGGGGUUCCACGGCCGGGCGAUGUCUAUUGGACGGUCCAACAGGAUGGGAAUCAACACGAACCAGAAGACUUGUGGAUGCGAUCCGUCUUGCUCUUUAACUUGUGGCCAGUCAGCAAGGGAAAGCCUGGUAUUGUCAUAUCUGAAGCCAAUGAUAAAGAAAAAAAACCAACAUCUCAGUCUUGCAAUAACAUGCAAGAGUGGAAGAUUGUGGAACAUACUCCGCUCGCCUCGGAUCCAUCCGAGGAGGCUCGAACAAAGUUCAAAAUGCCCCUCAUGGGAGAUGUAGAACGACGAGGGACCGAAAAAAUUGUGGCCAAACUAGAGUCUCAGUCCAAUAUCAAAGCUGCCAUGAUGGAAGAAUCGAAAGUGACGAGUUCGAUAGUCACUGGAGAACGAAGAAAGGCUUGGUUUUCAUUCAUGGGGAUUGAAUUUUGA